UUUGACACACUAUACCCUCCCAUUUGUACUUAUAUAUGCACACACAUGCAUAAUGUAGAACCAUCACCAUGAGCACCUCCUACUCUACUGAAACCUCCCUAAACACCACUGGGAAACACCCGAACCUUCACGGAAUACGCAGCCGAAAUGGCAAGUGGGUGGCAGAAAUCCGUGAACCUCGUAAAACAUCGCGUAUAUGGCUUGGAACAUACCCAACCGCGGAAAUGGCUGCAGCUGCUUAUGAUGUAGCGGCUUUGGCACUCAAGGGUGGUGAUGCGACGCUGAACUUCCCAGACUUUGUGGGAUCAUACCGAGUGCCAGAGUCCCCAGAGCCUGCCUUGAUAAGGAGUGCGGCUGGGGAAGCGGCUGAGUUGAUGAAAUCGUUUAUGGAGCGAGAAGAUGAGCAACACACACAUGUCGCGAAUGAUGAGUUCAUUGAUGAAGAAGCAAUCUUUUAUAUGCCCAAUUUGUUGGUGGACAUGGCUGAGGGAAUGCUGGUGAGUCCGCCGCGACAGACGACUACCGAUGAUCGGUCGUUUGGGGACACUUCUGAUUGUGACAACUUGUGGAGCUAUCAUUAGUUUUUGGUAAACAAUAUCAUGUUAUUGGAAAAGACUUUGGAUCUUUAUUUCAUGGAUGAUAGGUUACAUCAUAUAAAUAAUUCAUAAAAA
This is a messenger RNA of Helianthus annuus (common sunflower), 671 nucleotides long. RefSeq names its product ethylene-responsive transcription factor ERF026. Gene Ontology annotation, molecular function: DNA binding; DNA-binding transcription factor activity. The coding region runs from base 69 to 581 and encodes 170 amino acids. The record is from RefSeq and is a predicted model, not a curated record. Gene Ontology annotation, biological process: regulation of DNA-templated transcription. The transcript has a single exon. NCBI's taxonomy places the organism in Eukaryota, Viridiplantae, Streptophyta, Magnoliopsida, Asterales, Asteraceae.